This is a messenger RNA of Nannospalax galili (Upper Galilee mountains blind mole rat), 1708 nucleotides long. It is a transcript of the gene Tedc2, whose product is annotated as tubulin epsilon and delta complex 2. The transcript is spliced from 10 exons. NCBI's taxonomy places the organism in Eukaryota, Metazoa, Chordata, Mammalia, Rodentia, Spalacidae. The record is from RefSeq and is a predicted model, not a curated record. The coding region runs from base 61 to 1353 and encodes 430 amino acids.
CCGGAAGGGUCGGGACUUGGUGGUGGCGGCCGCCCAGUUCUUCGAUCCAAAGCUACCUUCAUGCUACCCAUCGACUGUGCGCGCCGGCUGGUGUCCGAGCUCCAGGGCGCCCUGGACUCCUGCUCUGAGCGACAGCGGCAGUUAGAGCGGAGCCUGCGCGUCUCCCGGCGGCUGCUGCGAGCUUGGGAACCAGCCGGGACCCCAGCUCCAGAGCCACCUCCAGAGCCAGAAACCAAGGAAGAGGACCCAACUCCAGCAUGCACACCAAGUGCCCAAGACCUCAAGGAGCUGGAGCUUCUGACCCAGGCAUUGGAGAAGGCUGUACGUGUGAGGAAAGGCAUGUCGAAGGCUGGACAAGAUAGAGCUCCCAGCCUGACAUCUACAUCUAUCGCAACCCCUUCUGGCACCACUGCCUCUGCUCAACCCCAAGUCUCCAGCCAGACUGGCAGCCAUGCAUCUAGUACAAGACCUACCAAAGGCAUCCACCAGGCUCCAGCCCCUACCAAAGACCACCCUGAGUGCAGACUUAUAUCAGGGGGAGUUAGGACCCAGGUGAAGAUGGGAGCCCAAGCCACCAGGCAUGGAGCAGGCUUCAGAGACCAACAGAUUCCCCCAUCAGCUGCUCUUCAGGCCACAGAAGCCUUCACACUCAAGGAGAUGGGGACGCUCCUGAGGCUACCUGUGGCCUUCAAGAAAGCAGCUUCCCAGAACUCCCGAUUGUGGGCCCAGCUCAGCUCUACACAAACCAGUGACUUCACAGAUGCCACCAGAGCUGCUAAAACCCAAUUUCUCCAGAAGUUGCAGAUGGCUUCAGGCUGGCCCAGCCAUAGGCCCAGUGCUGCGGAGGUGGAGGUGCAUGCUCAGAGCCUACGGAAGGCCUGUGCAUUGCUGAGACUGCGUAUGCAGGAGGAGCUCUCAACAGUACCUGCUGACUGGAUGCAAGAGUACCGCUGCCUGCUCACCCUGGAGGGACUACAGGCCAUAAUCAGGCAGUGUCUCCACAGGCUGCAGAUGCUGCGUGCAGCUGUGACAGAGCAACUGCCAGGACCAUGGCUUGUGGAGAAGCCUUCUCAGGCCUUGUCACCCUAUGGAAGUAAGGUGGACUUUUCCUGGAGCCCAGAGCCCCUUUUCUAUUCUAGCACCCAGGAGCUACAGACCUUAGCAACCUUAAAGCUACAAGUGUCCAUGCUGAACCAGCAGAUUCACCUAGAAAAGGUUCUGAUGGCUGAACUCCUCCCUCUGAUAAACACGCAGGAGCCACGAGGCCCACCCUGGCUGGCCCUGUGCCGGGCUGCAUACAGUCUACUCUGUGAGGGAAGUGAGCACUUUCUCACCGUCCUUCAAGAUGACUGAGUACCCUGAACAGACAAACCUCUCUGGGACAGUCCCCUCCUAUAUGGAAUGAAGUGAAGAGAUUGAGGGGAAUUUCCCUGGUAGGGGGAGCUGAGAGCACCGGAGAUACCUAUUCCUCACUGGGAAAGCUGGGUGGCCAAAGUGAAGUGCCCAGGGCUCCUCAGCUCUUCUCAGACACCAUGCCUGGUCAGGACUCAGCUUUCUGUUUGCUUAGGGCUUCGGACAGUACCGGGACCUAGAGAAGCCCUUCCUGGCCACCUCUGUUUCUCUCACUGUAGACCUAAGUACUACUGGUAUGUUAUUAGAACUGCUUUAGAAAGUACAUAUAUUUAAAUUAUACCAGAGUGGGACUUGG